Molecule: messenger RNA, 1460 nt
Organism: Daphnia carinata
Lineage: Eukaryota; Metazoa; Arthropoda; Branchiopoda; Diplostraca; Daphniidae
Exons: 4
Coding region: 8-1069 (353 amino acids)
Source: RefSeq, a predicted model, not a curated record
AUCUGUGAUGUUUGCUUCCAGUUCAGUAGCUCACUAUUCGUUCAUACACGUCAUAGUGCUCUUGGUUAUGACCGUCAUCGUGGCACUGUCGCUUCGUUCGGCAAUGUCGAUGAAGCUAACCGUUCGUUUUAUUGGAAGAAACAGAUUUGCCGAUGACGGGCAUUCCCUCAAUGGCACAGCAGCAGACGAUUACUUCAAUCGCCGUUACUUUGACAUCAAAAAUGACUUGAUCAGCCACGAUGACGGCGACGAAUUCAAUCGAGGCCAAAUGCCCAGCAUCAAGAUGUACACGAAAGAAGAUGUGGUCCAAUGUUUCGACUUGCUAUCAUCGUCCCGCCAAAGCGGAAACCAACGGCCAAUGCAUUUUGCUUUCGUCGGAGAUUCGACCGUUCGCCAACACUUUGUCAGCUUCCUCAAAUGGAUUCCCGACUACGAUCGCAGGACAACGGCGAGCAACGCGUCAGCGUUUGCUGAAUACUACUUCCACGAGGACCGUAAUUUGACGAGCGCCCUUCAAAAUAGCCUAAGAGUAUCUUUUUAUUGGCGCGAUCUCAUCAGAGAAGAGGUGCUAGCCGAUUUCGAACGAUGGUCAUCGGCGAGCAACCCAACGUCGCCCGACUUUAUCCUAUUAGGAAUAACGGCCCACCACGUAGGCACCAACGACGUCAGCCCCGAUUUGGAGACGUUCGUCAGCCUGUUGGAAGGCGAGCUGCUACCGCUAAUCAAAAAGAGUCUGGCUGCUCAUCCGCAACAGAAAAUCGUGUGGCUGCAUCAGAGCCGAACAGUCGAAGAAAUGACUCCCGAUUUUUACGACAUCUACGCCGACGACAUCGAUAAAUACAACAAGGAGAUUCGUCGCGUUUUUCGUGGCACGGGCGUGAUCAUCUGGGAUUCCAUCAACGCGAUCGUAGAAGAAAAUGUGCGGGCGUGUGACCUGACGGCAUUUGAGCGCCGCGACCGAAAGAUGUACCUGAGUUGUUACGAUUUCAUCCAUCCAGGAUUCAGGGCCGUAUCGUUGGGAGGCCAGCUGAUCUUCAAUCACCUUUGCAAAAUCGACGAUGUUUAUUGAACUCGCUUCAUAGUACCGAUGCAGCUCAGUUGUAUUUCGCAUAGCAACACGUAGCAACAGUAUAUGUGUGUAUGACAAUCGAAUCGAGACAGUUUUCUUUUUGUUUCAUCCCUUACAAAAAAACAAAAACAAAAAAAGAACUUCAGGCAUCAAACAUUGAAAGCAGAUGAAAAUAGAGCCACAAAGAAGUUGAGCCAUCUGUAUUGAUGCAAAAUACAGACGGCACGGUGUUAGGUAGCAUUAUUGUUGUUAAUCGACCGGCGAAUGGUAAAACCUGGAAUUGAACUAAGCCAAGUCGGUAUAAAUAAUCGCCCUUCUUGUUCCCUGAUAGCAGCACAGCGACGAAGGAAGACUUUGUAUAGACAACAUAAAACAUGACACCGCAAUUGGC